This is a messenger RNA of Pyricularia pennisetigena, 1323 nucleotides long. RefSeq lists its product as uncharacterized. The transcript has a single exon. The record is from RefSeq and is a predicted model, not a curated record. Bases 1 to 1323 code for a protein of 440 amino acids. Lineage: Eukaryota; Fungi; Ascomycota; Sordariomycetes; Magnaporthales; Pyriculariaceae.
AUGAGUUCCACUCUCAGAGCGCUUCGUAACCUCUGGCCAAACUCGACGCAGGAUCAACCCCAUCAGCAACAAGAGCAGCAAAAAGCAGCAACAGAGAGAGAUCCCAGCAACACCAAACCCAGGCCCUCCCCGUCACCAUCUUCGCAAGAGGGCCAGAAGCUCGCCCGAGCCCGAGCGGCAGUGCGAGACGGUCCCCGCGACAGCUGCCACACCACCCUCCGCAGCAAAGCCCGCACUCCGCAGGGCUUCUCCGAGACGCGCGUGUGGAUGCUGAGCCGCAGCCUGUCGACGCGGCGGCGCGCCGAGGCCCAGCUGCGGCUGCGCAGGGACGAGGCCGAGUCGCGCCUGCUGGCCGACAGGAGGAGCUGGCCGUCGCUCGCAAGCCUCGUCCGCUUCGGCCUGCGAGGCGCGGACCGCCACUGUCAUGCCGCUGCCGUCCCUGCCGCGCGCGUCCCCAGGAUACCCUCUUUCCAGUGGGCCGGGGAUGGCGGCUUCUGCGCCGCGGUGGUGGAUGGGAUGAGCCUGUGUGAUAUGCUGCUCCCCGCGCCGGAAGAUGACGACGACGAGGUCGAGAGCUAUUUCCUUUCCCAGGGCGGUCCUCCCCGGGGCCACAAACCCCCGCGACUGUCCAAGCCGCUCCCUCCUCCUCCUCCUCCCCGCUCGGUCCCAACAGCACCAUCCAGCAUCGCGACGCCGCCGGGCCAACUCGACGCCAUCGUGCCUUCGACCGCCGCCCAGCACCUGGCAGCGUACCUCUCGCUCCCGGCGCGCCUCGCGCCGCAGGACGUCGUCGAGCAUGUGCUGGGGCGUCCGAAACUCCGCGCGGCGGUCUCGCGCCUCCGCGCCGCCGACGCGGACCUGUUCAACAGCAUGCCAUGGGCCGAGAUAGUCGGCGGCGUCUGGGACGACAACGAACACCACGUCCAAAGUCGCAGUGCAGAGCACACCGACGGCGGCAGGGAGGCUCCGUGCUGUCCCGAGACGCGGCAGGCCUGGGCGAGGUUGCACGCGCGCAACGCGGCCAACAAGCACCGGCGGCAGCGCUGGGAAGUCGUCGUCGUGGCCGGCAGCGGCGCAGAUCAGGACCUGUUCCCGCUGGAGAGGCGGCGCGACCAGAAGAGGCGGCUCGCGGCGCUCUCCAAGGCGUGGCAGAGGGGUUCGCCGCGCGUGACGGGACCCGCGGCGCUGUACCGCGUGCACGACAACGUCGGCUGCGCAUCGUCGUCUUUCGCAGCACCCGGGCGAGAGGAGCUCGUUGACGACGUGCUGAGCUGGACCCGGCCCGGGAGGUCUAAGCUGCGCGAGGUUGUCGUGGUUGCGUGA